Molecule: messenger RNA, 501 nt
Organism: Athene cunicularia (burrowing owl)
Lineage: Eukaryota; Metazoa; Chordata; Aves; Strigiformes; Strigidae
Product: protein S100-A9-like
Exons: 3
Coding region: 100-501 (133 amino acids)
Molecular function (GO): transition metal ion binding
Source: RefSeq, a predicted model, not a curated record
GAGACCUCACCUCCACGGCGCCGUCACUGCUCCUGCCCGCUCCUCUCCUCCCGAGCCCCAUCGUCUGCAGAAGUCAGCCCCAGCACUGCUCGUGGCGAGAUGAAAACCGACCUGGAGCUCGCCUUGGAGUGCGUCAUCAACAUCUACCACCAGUACGCCAUCAAGAACCCCAUAGAUGACUACCUGAGCAAGGACGAGUUCUCGCAGCUGCUGAAGGAGAACGCCAAGCCCUUCAUCUCCAACACGGUGCCGCCUAACACAUCCAUUGAUGAUUUCAUAAACACACUCUACACCAGAGCAGACGGGAACCAUGAUGGUCGCCUGAAGUUCACCGAGUUCCUGACCACACUGAAUCUUCUAGUCAUUGAUGCUCACAACAGGUCCCACAAGCAUCCACAUGCUGGUCACGGCCACGACCACGGCCACGACCACGGCCAUGACCACGGCCAUGACCACGGCCACGACCACGGCCACGACCACGGCCACGGUCCCCGCAAAUGA